CUGUUUUUUUUUUUUUAAUUAUUUUUUUAUGUUAAUUUUAGUAUGAUCUAUUAGUUAAUUCAGUUGGGUCAUUUUCUAAAUUGCUCUACUAUGGACUAUGUCAUUGGGGUUUUGGUGAAUUUUAGUUCCCUGUUGUGCUUUUAUAAAUUGGUUUUAUGGAAUUUGAAAAAUUGAUUCUUUUGGGAGGGUUAUUGAGUUUUAUGUUGAUUGUUGAGGUGCAUUGGCUCUUUAGCUCGUUUCCUACUAUUGUCUGGGGCUGUUUUCUGUUCACAUGCGACUUAUCAUCACUGUUUGCAUGUCUAAAUGAAUCUUACUUUAUGAGAGGCUAUGCAUUGAUCAAUAGAAGACUGGAUGACUUUCUUCCUGAGAUCUCGCCAAAUGCAGGUCCUCAGCCAUUUCUCCCUAUUCUUGCACCUUCUCCAUUGCAACCUUUCACAAAUGGUUCUAUACCAAAAUUAUCAGGACUUUGUACGUUGAACUUCACUGCUGCUGAAAGUUUGAUGAGCAUGACAUCAAUUGAUUGCUUGGGCGUCUUCGCACCAUUGUUGGCUAAUGUUAUAUGUUGUCCACAGUUGGAAGCCACCCUUGCAAUUCUUAUUGGCCAAUCCAGUAAAGAGACUAACGUGCUUGCUUUAAAUGGGACUGUUUCCAAGCAUUGCCUUUCGGAUAUUGAACAAAUUUUGGUUGGUCAGGGUGCUGCAGAUAAUGUUAAGAGAAUAUGCUCAGUCCAUCCAUCAAAUCUCACUGAAGGAUCUUGCCCAGUUAAGGAUGUGAAUGAGUUUGAAAGCACUGUCGAUUCAUCUAAGCUUCUUGCUGCCUGCAUGAAGAUUGAUCCUGUGAGAGAAUGUUGUGACCAAGUAUGUCAAAAUGCCAUAUCAGAAGCUGCUACAAGAAUUGCAUUAAAAGCUUCUGAAAUCUUGAGCCUAGGUGGGGCACAUGGUUUACCUGAGCAUUCAACUAGGAUUAAUGAUUGUAAACAUAUUGUUCUCCGAUGGUUGGCAAGUAAACUUGAUCCUUCUCAUGCAAAGGAGGUUCUCAGAGGACUAUCUAAUUGCAAUGUUAAUAAAGUUUGCCCUCUGGUUUUCCCUGACAUGAGCCAUGUUGCAAAGGGCUGUGGGAAUGGAGUAAGUAACACUGCAGGGUGCUGUAGUGCCGUGGACAGCUAUGUGUCUCACUUACAGAAACAGACUCUUAUUACCAAUUUGCAAGCUUUGGAUUGUGCUACAACUCUAGGAAUGGAGUUACAGAAAUCAAAUAUUACUAGAAAUGUUUAUAGCCUUUGUCACAUAAGCCUCAAGGAUUUCUCACUCCAAGUUGCAAAACAAGAAUCUGGAUGCCUUCUACCAAGCUUGCCUUCUGACGCAACACUGGACAAGUCUUCAGGGAUUAGCUUCAUCUGUGAUCUGAAUGACAAUAUUCCUGCUCCAUGGCCCUCUUCAUCUCAGUUAUCAGCAUCAUCGUGCAAUAAAACUGUGAAAAUUCCAGCACUUCCUGCAGCUGCAUCUGCUCAAAGUGGGCUUUAUAAUGAAGAUGUCGUAUUUUAUGUGCUAUUUGCUGCCUCAGCCACUAUGAUGAUGCUGUCAUAGACUUGUAGUGUCUUCUUUAUUCGAUGGGAUCUUGCUUCUUCUCCAAAUUGAGAAGGCUCCCAUACCUGAUACACAUUUACUAGUUCUUGUAGAUUAAAGUUAAUUAUCAGAUUGAGCUCAUGUCAAAAAUGAUUCACGUGUCUGACCCUUGUUCAUCCAAGUGUACCUGGCAGAGUCUGCAAAUUUCAACCUGAGGUGAAUUUGAGUUUGCCUCUGAUUGUAGUAAUUCAUGAUUCUUGCAUGCUUGUGUAAUAAAACUUUUGUGAAGUACUGGAAGAUCAAUAUCUGUAGAAAAAUCACGAUAUAGUAUUGUAUGUCCACUAUUUGACUACCAUGUAUAUGCGUACUGGAGAGGAAUUGAUUUCUCUUUUUUUUUUUCUUAGUCAA
Molecule: messenger RNA, 1973 nt
Organism: Ricinus communis (castor bean)
Lineage: Eukaryota; Viridiplantae; Streptophyta; Magnoliopsida; Malpighiales; Euphorbiaceae
Exons: 8
Coding region: 156-1586 (476 amino acids)
Cellular component (GO): plasma membrane
Source: RefSeq, a predicted model, not a curated record